AGAUAUUGGGUAGAACGAAGCGCUGCUCCGAAGAGCACGAACCCGAACCAAGCCAUCCGACUUCCGAUAUUCCGAUACUCCGCUACUGGCGGACUGGACAGGCGUUUCGCCAACUCGCUGCCAAAAAAGCUACAAGUUGAAUAGUUGAUCGAGAAAGGGCCAAGCGGAUGGCCGCGAAAACGCAGCGCGCUAAAAAGAAAAUAUAAAAUCGUCGCGAAAUCGUCGCACUCCUGAAAACUUACCCACUGAGUCCCGUGAUUCGAAAAAACAACGACGUGCAAGACAUGACUAACCACCAGAGAAUGGAUACACUUGGGAUUUUCGUACUCAUCAGCUACUUGGGAUUAUCAAGUGCGGCCGGAGUUCAUCUAGGCGAUCUUCAACAGAAUCUGGCCGCCAAUGGAUCGGUGGUGGUGUCGCCUUUGAACACCACGGAUGCUUUCAGUGUGUCCAUCAACCUGUCGCAAUCGACUGUGAACAAUUGUCCUUCGCUGAAAAACGCAGAGUCCAUGGCGCUGAUGGAGCUGCUGACGAGACUAACCGCCCCCUGUCGCUAUGACAGGAUGGUUCCACCCGUGGUCCACAACAAAGAUGGUGAGGAGGUACCCAUGGACAUAUAUGCCCGGUUUUACAUAUAUGUGAUGAAGAACCUGGACUCGAGUGACCUGCAGUUUACGGUGCAGGGUCUGCUGCAGUUGCGAUACCUGGACCCGCGCCUGGCCUUCUCCAGCUAUCUGCCUAACCGAAGGCAGCCCAUAAUGGGGGAGUCGGAACUGAAGAAGAUGCUCUGGGUGCCACAUAUAUUCCUGACCAACGAACAGGCCUCCACUGUCCUGGGCACCAGCGCCAAGGACGAGCUGACCAGCAUUUAUCCGAAUGGCACAGUUCUUACAUCCACGCGGCUGCAGGCCACACUGUACUGCUGGAUGAACUUCCAGAAGUUUCCGUUUGAUGAGCAGAAGUGUAAGACCACAUUGGAAAGUUGGAUGUACAACACCACGCUGGUGCAACUCCACUGGGAGACCGAUAACCCAGUGAGUUUCGACAAGCAACUUCAGCUGACGGAAUACAACCUAAUUGGGUCGCUGUACAACGAAUCCAUCCGAGUGUCCAACGAAUCCUACAUGUCCCAUGGCUCCUUGGAGGGCAACUACAGCAUCAUUAGCUUCACCGUUCUGCUUACUCGGGAAGUGGGCUACUACGUGAUCGACUACUUUCUGCCCUCGAUCAUGAUAGUCACCAUUUCGUGGGUGUCCUUCUGGCUGCAGGCGGAUCAAACCCCCGCAAGGACUACUCUGGGCUGCACCACGCUCCUAUCCUUCAUCACUCUGUCCUUGUCCCAGGAGAACAAUCUGAUGAAGGUGAGCUACGUGACCAUGUCGGAGGUGUGGUUCCUGGUCUGCACCAUCUUCAUUUUCGGCAGCCUGGUGGAGUUCGCCUUUGUCAACACCAUCUGGAGGCGAAACAACGAUCUGCAACUCAAGAAGCGAACCACCAAGUAUAUAGUCAAGUCCACAUUUGUCCCACAUCUGAAGAAACAUCGGCGGCAUGGAUAUAGAAGGACCGAUAGCACUAUGAGCACCAUGAGCACCACCAGCAUGGACAAGACCUGCGGUCCCAACAACACCGUGAUCACCAUAGAGACACCAAUUAUUAUUGGAGGCAGUCUUAGUCGCGAGGACUCGGCCAUUAGCUUGGACGAGCAGGACGAGACCUCCACCUCGGAGUCCAGCGAUUCGUCGAAGGAGAAACCCGCGCAGACCUUCGCCACCAUGACACCCAAGGAGGUGUCCCUGUGGAUCGACCGCAAGAUGCGGUUCGUCUUCCCUCUGUCCUUCAUCGUGUUCAACGCCUUGUUUUGGACCCUGGUCUACUGCCUUUGAGGUGUUCGUCAGGGAAAGAGAGCCAUUCUGUGAUCCUAGAGCAUCCUCACCCUUGCCUCACUAGCCUUAGUUUCCAAAGGUACGAAGACACUUGCUUAACUUUCGGCCGACUGACUUAAUCUUCUCGCAAGGACAGACACUAAUCUUGUCAAAAUCCCACCCCAGCUAUGGCAAUAAAUGUUUUCAGGCUCUGCAAUUCGAAAAUGGUUUAAUUAUUCCCCCAGUCGGCCGAAUCUUGAGCAAGUGUCGCGCACCCUUAGUCCACAAAUCCCCGACAGGUGAUGGAGAGAUCCCUUGCUUUUCGGGGCAGUACGUGUUAUGUAGUCUGUAUUUGUUUCUAAUAAAUUAUACGUUUUGAUACAACACCUCCCCCGACUGAGCACGUACGGAUCUGAUAAAUACGUUCCUAUUAGCAGCGAGCAGGGGCCAUAAAAUCCGGGCGAUGAUGGGGCAGUCAGGAGCGGGCAGGCCGCUAUAUUUGUAUCAAUGAAAAAAUCAUAAUGCCAGCACGCCCCAUUGCAGUCAGCUCGAUUCCCUUAUUAAUUGCCCGUGAUGAUGGGACUGUUGAAGAGUCUAGCGGUUGCUGCUCCUCCAGAGGAACCGCCGCUUUCGUUGCACCAUCCAAUUCACUUGAUAAAUUAACGGCUCAUGCAACACGUAAAUUGAUUUUAAAUUGCCUUAUAAAUGAACUCCAAUUCGCCGGGCAAUAAACAAUGUUCUAUUGCGAUCUCCUCCACUAGAUGCCAAAUAAUUUCGCCAGCUAGUCGUCGGCGGUGAGAAUGGGAAUUAAUUGGCAGUGUCCAUAGCUUGGAUCGAUCCGAGGCUCAGAGCCCAUUGCUAUGCAAAGCCCAACUGACCAUCAAUCUCGGCCUUAUUCCGUUCCCGAACUCGUUUUAGCCACUCCGCCGCAAGGUGUACAUAAUGAGAUGUAAUCUGUCAAAAUUAAGUGCAUCGCCGGACCACAGGAAAGCCUCCACUACAGAAAGUCUCCUCCUGCUCCCGCCUGCUCCCUUUCUUUCGAGGAACUGGAUGCCAGUUAAAAAUUCGUUCGCUGCCUGAAACUUUUUAGGCUCGACCAGUUUAUUGAACUCGCCCAGCGAGGGCAGCUCUCUGCGUUCCAGUCACCGGAUGUUCCCAUGUCAGGCGGUAAGCCGGCCAUAUGAUAGAUGCCCCGAACAGCUGGCCACUGUGUACUUAUCAAUCGGCUCCCGUUGGGAUUCCAAUGGGCCUUGGAAAACACAAGCCCAAAACGGGCUCAACUCCCUCAACAGCACUUUUCUUUAUCGAUUGGCCGCAUAAUGGGUCAGCCGGAGUUCAUUUACACGCCGCUUAUUUGUUUAGCUUAACUUCCGAUUCCGAUUCCCCAGACCGAGAAGUAAAGUGAAAUGAAGUCCGCGGGAACUGCUAGAACUACUACUCUUCGCAAAUGAGCUGCAUAAUCCGCGAGUGCUCCAGUCCGAUUGUUUUCCUUCUUUUUUUCUUACUUUUCCUUGAGCCUCUCCUUUGGCACAUGAGAAUUACAGACAUUUCCAUUUAUUAUUAUGAGGUCCGGCCGUAUAAUUUGCAGUCACUUGCGACCGCCCGAGGCUCCCACACGUCGUCCCGCGUUGCUCAACCAUGAAGUUGCAACGUAAAUGCCACCGACUCCAGAGACUCAACCGCAAAGGCGGGGGGGAACUACAUAUAAAUGGGUAAAUUAAUAAACAAACGAACAAAAGAACCAACACUAAAGACACAAUUAUUGUAAUGCGUUACUUGGACUGCGAGAUGGGGUUUCCCACCAACCGAUGAAGUUCCACGGGGAUGGGGAAGUCGUGGGAUGACUUGAAGACAGGAAUACAAAUGGUUUAUAAGCAAUUGCAAGGCGUUUUUCAUAUUUUCAAUAGUACCAAUAUAAAAUAACAAUAUAAUAAUAUAUAAGUAGUAUAGGGU
Molecule: messenger RNA, 3815 nt
Organism: Drosophila melanogaster (fruit fly)
Lineage: Eukaryota; Metazoa; Arthropoda; Insecta; Diptera; Drosophilidae
Gene: pHCl-2
Product: pH-sensitive chloride channel 2
Exons: 2
Coding region: 303-1883 (526 amino acids)
Biological process (GO): excitatory postsynaptic potential; monoatomic ion transport; monoatomic ion transmembrane transport
Cellular component (GO): lysosomal membrane; microvillus membrane; postsynapse
Molecular function (GO): monoatomic ion channel activity; ligand-gated monoatomic anion channel activity; chloride channel activity
Source: RefSeq, marked reviewed